AUGGGCUCCAUAUCCACUCCCGAAGUCACGCUCAACAAUGUUUCACACAUCUUGCAGGAUGAUACCCGUGUCAAGUUGGCCGGCGUGGAUGUCGAUGGGAUAUUGCGGGGGAAGCUAGUCUCCAAGAAGAAGUUCCUAUCGAUCGUAUCGGAAGGCUUUGGUUUCUGCUCGGUGGUCUUUGGGUGGGACAUGCAUGAUCGCACAUAUUUCAAGGAAUUGGCCAUCAGUAACAAGGACAAUGGGUAUCGGGACCUUCUUGCGAUUCCGGAUCUGAGCAGUUUCCGUCGUAUUCCCUGGGAAAACAAUGUUCCUUUCUUCCUCGUGAGCUUUCACGACCCUGAGACUCGAGAGCCCGUAUGCGCAUGCCCCCGCGGUCUGGUAAAGACAGCGCUCAGCAAGCCUGAAGCGGCUGGGUAUCGGGCCAUGGCAGGUGCCGAAUAUGAGUUUUAUCAAUUUCGCGUGCCAGAGGCGUAUUCUUCGCCCGAGCGUAACGCGUCCUCCACGGCGACCUUCUUAAAAGAGAAUCCCGUGGAGGCAUUACCCUCCCUCACCGAAGGGAUGUUCGGAUACAGCUUGACCCGUCCAGUUCAUAACCAGGAUUAUUAUUAUGGAAUUUUUGAUGCAUGUGAGGAAUUUAGAUGUGAUAUUGAGGGGUGGCAUACGGAGAGCGGGCCGGGGGUGUUCGAGGCUGCGCUACAAUUCGGAGAAGCCCGGGAGAUGGCCGAUAAAGCGGGCCUUUUCAAGUAUGUCGUCAAAUCCAUCGGGACCAAGCAUGGCAUCACCCCGACUUUCAUGGCGAAACCCCGCGAAGGCUUGCCGGGGAAUAGCGGCCACAUGCACAUCUCGCUCGUCACCAGCGAUGGGAAGAACGCUUUUCUGCGCGACGCGCCCGAUCCAUCUCCUCCUUACCCCGACGUGGCUCAUUUGUCGGACUUGGGCAGACAUUUUCUGGCGGGGAUUCUCACCGGCCUUCCGGACAUAAUGCCAAUGUUUGCACCAACGAUCAAUUCUUACAAACGACUGGUAGAGAAUUUCUGGGCUCCGGUCACCGUGUCUUGGGGCCUCGAGCAUCGCGCGGCCUCGAUCAGAUUGAUUACGCCGCCCGCCGCCCGACCGAAGGCAACACGGUUCGAAGUACGAGUGCCCGGAGCGGAUGCCAACCCGCAUUAUGUGAUGGCGGCUGUUGUCGCAUUGGGAUGGCGGGGUAUGGGGGGUGCCAGAGACAAGGGGGUGCGUCUGGCCAAGUCCCUCAAGGAAGCCGUCGCGGCGUUUACGCGAAAGGACAGUGUCGCACGUGAAGUAUUUGGGGAUACCUUCGUUGACCACUUUGGCGGCACCCGAGAGCAUGAAGUACGCUUGUGGGAGGAGGCAGUGACAGAUUGGGAGGUGAGACGGUACAUUGAGACGGUCUAG
Aspergillus alliaceus is the source of this 1413-nucleotide messenger RNA. Its product is annotated as glutamine synthetase family protein. The record is from RefSeq and is a predicted model, not a curated record. Lineage: Eukaryota; Fungi; Ascomycota; Eurotiomycetes; Eurotiales; Aspergillaceae. Bases 1 to 1413 code for a protein of 470 amino acids. The transcript is spliced from 6 exons. Gene Ontology annotation, molecular function: glutamine synthetase activity.